GAAUCACCUUCUGCUCUCCCACAUUUACGCCAUUUCGUUCGCCUUUAGGGCUUUUUCACUUUGCGAGAGAGAAGGGAAGGUCUCCGAUGGCGUUCUCAACCAUCCUCGGAUCCGCGAUUGCUUCCCCUCUGGGUCUUCCAAGGAACUGUGAUGCUAGGAGAAAUAUUCAGCCAGAUAAAGCGACAGUGACUGAAGCUCCUCCUUUACUUAAAAGUUCUAAAAGUGGGAGAAAGACAAAGAUUGGCAUAAAUGGUUUUGGGCGUACUGGAAGGCUUGUAAUGCGCAUGGCAACAACCAGAGAUGACAUUGAAGUAGUAGCUGUUCAUGGCCCCUUCAUUGAUGCCAAGUAUAUGGUAGGAAACUCACAUUAUAGGUUUUGGGCAUAUUGGAAGGCUUGUGAUGCACAUAGUAACAACCAGAGAUGACAUUGAAGCAGUAUCUGUUAAUGAUCCCUUCAUUGAUGCCAAGUAUAUGGUAGGA
Messenger RNA from Musa acuminata AAA Group (dessert banana), 480 nucleotides. RefSeq names its product glyceraldehyde-3-phosphate dehydrogenase GAPCP2, chloroplastic-like. The record is from RefSeq and is a predicted model, not a curated record. Lineage: Eukaryota; Viridiplantae; Streptophyta; Magnoliopsida; Zingiberales; Musaceae. Gene Ontology annotation, molecular function: NAD binding; oxidoreductase activity, acting on the aldehyde or oxo group of donors, NAD or NADP as acceptor. Bases 87 to 425 code for a protein of 112 amino acids. The transcript has 4 exons.